Scutellospora calospora is the source of this 636-nucleotide messenger RNA. Lineage: Eukaryota; Fungi; Glomeromycota; Glomeromycetes; Diversisporales; Gigasporaceae. The record is from the annotation of a GenBank genome assembly.
AUGUACGAUGAGGAUGUGACCAGUUCGUUUACAGAAGUUGAUAUAGACUCUGUCAGUGAUGCAGAUGAACGUUCCAAAGAGGAGUAUUACGCAGAUAUUGAUAAAGGCCUUUGGAAAGAAACUUUUAAUGGUAAAGAGGAUCCGAAACCAAAUGGAGGUGACGGCGCCUACACAGAACCUUAUCGUUUGUAUAAUUUGGAUGUGUUUGAAUAUGGGAUGGAUAGUCCGAUGGCUAUUUACGGUUCAAUUCCGUUUAUGAUGGCGCAUCGAAAGGAUUCAUCGGCUGUUAUUUUUUGGAUUAAUGCUGCCGAAACAUGGAUUGAUAUAACUAAGAAUAAAGAGGACAAGGUAUUGAAUAUCAUUUUACAAAACUAUAAAUUGACCCCUACUUCAACCAGUACUCAUUGGAUCUCGUUUGUUUUUCUUGGUCCAACCACUACCGAUAUCUUUUAUCAUCAAUAUGGAUUACUUACUGGAUUCACCGCACUACCUCAACAUUUUGCGAUUGCUUAUCAUCAGUGUUGUUGGAAUUACCUCAAUCAAGAAGAUGUUACUGAAGUUGAUGAUGGGUUUGACAAACAUGAGAUUCCAUAUGAUGUUAUAUGGUUAGACAUUGAGCAUACCGAUGGGAAAUAA